Molecule: messenger RNA, 1280 nt
Organism: Juglans microcarpa x Juglans regia
Lineage: Eukaryota; Viridiplantae; Streptophyta; Magnoliopsida; Fagales; Juglandaceae
Product: probable aquaporin PIP1-4
Exons: 4
Coding region: 100-978 (292 amino acids)
Biological process (GO): response to water deprivation; transmembrane transport
Cellular component (GO): plasmodesma; plasma membrane; vacuole
Molecular function (GO): water channel activity
Source: RefSeq, a predicted model, not a curated record
AUUCCACAACCCGCUUGCCACUCUCGUUGGGCGCAGCAGAUCAAACGAUCACUCACUAAUCAACUUGUUUGUUGCUAAAGCUUUGGAGUCGGGGCUGAGAUGGAGGGUAAAGAAGAGGAUGUUAGAUUGGGAGCCAACAAGUUCCCGGAGAGGCAACCGAUCGGGACUGCUGCUCAGAGCCAGGACGAUGGCAAGGACUACACGGAGCCACCACCGGCUCCACUGUUUGAGCCUGGGGAGCUGAGCUCUUGGUCUUUUUACAGGGCUGGGAUUGCCGAGUUCGUGGCGACCUUCCUGUUUCUGUACAUCACAAUUUUGACGGUGAUGGGCGUUGUUAAGCCAGUAGACCCAGGUAAAAAUAAGUGCGCAAAUGUCGGGAUCCAAGGGAUCGCUUGGGCCUUCGGCGGCAUGAUCUUCGCCCUCGUCUACUGCACCGCUGGCAUCUCAGGGGGUCACAUAAAUCCAGCCGUAACGUUCGGGCUUUUUCUGGCGAGGAAGCUGUCGCUGACGAGGGCGUUGUUCUACAUGGUGAUGCAGUGCCUAGGUGCCAUCUGUGGUGCUGGUGUUGUGAGGGGGUUCUUGAAGGGCGAGUACGUAAGGUUGAAUGGUGGGGCCAACUUUGUGGCCAAUGGUUACACCAAAGGUGAUGGCCUUGGCGCUGAAAUUGUUGGUACCUUCGUUCUUGUAUACACUGUUUUCUCCGCCACUGAUGCCAAGCGUAGCGCCAGGGACUCCCACGUUCCUAUUUUAGCACCUCUACCUAUUGGGUUCGCGGUAUUCUUGGUACACUUGGCUACCAUACCCAUUACUGGAACAGGUAUCAACCCAGCUCGGAGUCUUGGUGCUGCAAUCAUCUACAACAAGGACCGCGCCUGGGAUGACCACUGGAUUUUCUGGGUGGGACCAUUCAUUGGGGCAGCACUCGCAGCUCUAUACCACCAGGUUGUGAUCAGAGCCAUGCCCUUCAAGUCAAAGUGAAGCUAGUGACGCUUCACCGUGCACAAUCCGUGAUGCUUUAAAUUUUGUGGCCAUUGAUGUUGCAAGUUAAAAGACCACUCUAGCCAAGUCUGUCCAGAUUUCUGUGUGUAUGUGUGGGUAAAGAUAAGAUAUGUAAUAGUGGCAUGCUUCUUUCAAAGUUCCUUCUUAAUUUCGUGUCUUUCUUCUUCAAAGGGGAAUAGGUUGUUGAUGGGCCCCAUUUCUAGUAGGCGGACUUUGUUUGUUCGGCUGUGAACUUGUGUAUUUUCAAUGCAGAAUAACAAAGAGCAAACUGCUUCAAAGCU